This is a messenger RNA of Monoraphidium neglectum, 597 nucleotides long. RefSeq lists its product as hypothetical. Bases 1 to 597 code for a protein of 198 amino acids. The record is from RefSeq and is a predicted model, not a curated record. Gene Ontology annotation, molecular function: MAP kinase activity; ATP binding. The transcript is spliced from 8 exons. Gene Ontology annotation, biological process: intracellular signal transduction; protein phosphorylation. NCBI's taxonomy places the organism in Eukaryota, Viridiplantae, Chlorophyta, Chlorophyceae, Sphaeropleales, Selenastraceae. Gene Ontology annotation, cellular component: cytoplasm; nucleus.
AUGGCAGACGAGGAGAUUGACAAUCAUGUGUUGCGCAAGUACACCAUAUGCCAGCGGCUCGGCAAGGGGGCGUACGGCGUGGUGUGGCGCGCAAUAGAGAAGAAGAGCCAGCAGGUGGUGGCGCUCAAAAAGAUCUUUGAUGCCUUCCAGAACGCCACGGACGCGCAGCGCACGUUUCGUGAGAUCAUGUUCCUCCAAGACCUGGAUAAGCACGAGAACAUCAUCAGGCUGCAGAAUGUGCUGCGCGCUGAGAACGACAAGGACAUCUACCUGGUGUUUGAAUACAUGGAGACAGACCUGCACGCGGUCAUACGCGCCAACAUACUGGAGGAGGUCCACAAGCAAUACGUGAUGUACCAGCUGUUCAGGGCCCUCAAGUACAUGCACUCAGCACAGCUGCUACACAGAGACAUCAAGCCGUCCAACCUGCUGCUCAACAGCGAGUGCCAGGUCAAGCUGGCGGACUUUGGACUGGCGCGCAGCGUGGCGCAGCUCAACGGCGCGGCGGAGACGGGCGCGCGCAACCCGGUCCUCACGGACUACGUGGCCACGCGCCGCGCCUCGUGCGUGGCUCCUGCGCCGGCGUGCACGUUUUGA